AUGAAAGAGCAAAGGAAGACGCUGGAAGAGUUAUUGCUAUGCCCCGGAACGUACCCUAAUCUCUUUGCAAGGUGUGGAGUGAGAAUGGGACGAGGCGUGCUUCUUUGCGGGCCGUCUGGAUGCGGAAAAACAAUUUUGGCAAAGGCCUUUGCAGCCCACACCAAAUUCCAGACGAUUUUUAUCAAGGGCCCAGAACUGCUAUCUAAAUACAUAGGCAGUAGUGAGGAGAAUGUGCGAAACGCUUUUGCUAGAGCCCGAGCUAGUGCUCCUUGCGUUCUGCUAUUUGAUGAGCUGGACUCAUUGGCGCCUAGAAGAGGAGCUGAUAGUACUGGAGUAACCGAUCGAGUCGUAAAUCAGCUGUUGACCGAAAUGGAUGGAGCCGAGGGGUUGAAUGGCGUUUUCGUGCUUGGCUGCACAUCGCGAGUCGAUCUGAUCGACCCGGCGCUGUUGAGACCAGGGCGCUUUGACCACAAAUUAGUGUGUGACGCGCCGAAUGCGGAAGACCGCGAAGAAAUCCUGGAAAUCGUUCUAAAGAAAAUCGAACGCGAGGGUGAAUUUGAUUUGAAACAGCUGGCCCAUAUGAGCGAGGGUUGGACGGGCGCUGACUUAAAUGCAUGGAUGCUGAAUGCGCAUUUCCUAGCAAGCAGGAAGAACCCAGGCGAAGAUACCCCAAUCGCGAUGCUUAGGGCCCAGACAUUGAUGACAACACGGCUGAAAGGAGCGCACAAGGGCCACUCGCUGCUGAAGAAGAAGUCGGACGCGCUGAAUCUGCGUUUCCGCGAGGUGCUUCGGCAGAUUGUGGAGGCAAAGAUGGCCGUUUACGGGGAUGUAAUGGAUGAUGCGCGCUUCUCCCUCGCCGAAGCCAAGAAUCGAGCCGGCGACUUCUCACAGACGGUCAUCCAAAACGUCGCCACGGCCCGCUACCGGGUCCAAUACACCACCGAGAACGUGGUCGGCGUCGUGCUUCCGGUGUGCAAGGUCAAGAAGUCGGGCGCUGACCGUUACAUGCUCACCGGGCUCGGAAAAGGUGGAGCGAAGAUUUCGGCGGCCAAAGCGAAAUAUGCGCAAGUCAUCGAGCUGCUGGUCGAGUUGGCAGGGCUGCAGACUUCCUUCGUGAAGCUCGACGAGGCCAUCAAGGUAACAAAUCGACGAGUGAACGCCAUCCAGCAUGUGAUCAUCCCGCGGCUCGAAAACACGCUCAGCUAUAUCGUCACCGAGCUCGACGAGAUGGAACGGGAAGAGUUUUUCAGGAUGAAGAAGAUUCAGGCGAACAAGCGCAAGCAAAGAGAAGCUGCUGAGACCGUGCAGACCGUUACGGAUCGCGUGAAGCUUUGGGUCGAGGCGACGGUGACGCAGGUCGGCUUCCCGGGGAUCCUGUUGUUCGCAUCGAUCCCGAACCCGCGGUGCGAUCUGGCGGGGAUCACUUGCGGCCACUUCCUCGUCUCGUUCUGGUCCUUCUUCACCGCCACCCUCAUCGGCAAGUCGAUCAUCAAGAUGCACGUCCAGAUGCUGUUCGUCAUCGUCGCCUUCUCCGAGCACUACGCGGAUCGACUUCUCGAAAAUAAUGGCGGAAUUCACGGAAAAAUCUGCACCCUAUUCGCUCGUCUGUACAUCUGUGAUUGGGCGUCUAUGGGUGGCAAGGAGCGACCGGGUGACGCGCCUGGUAAGGCGGCGAUGGCCGCGCUCGCGAAAGCCGCAUCGCCAUUCGGCCCGCUGUUCCUCAUUUUUCUGACACAGCUGAAGAAAAUCAUCGAGCACCGAAGGGCUAAUCGGCUUCGCGGCGGGUCUUCACUCACGUCAUCACCCUCCAAUUCAUGGCUUCCCACCGGGGCCUGGCUGCGCGGCUACUUUUGCAGCGCGAAGGAAACUCCCCCAAAAGAGGAAGAAUCGAUCGGUCAGAUUCGGGAUGGCUCGCACCGCAAAUGUACCACGGCUGCCCAAACCCAGGAGAAUCCCUCAAAAGAUGAGGAAUCGACCAGUGAGAUUCGGGAUGGCUCGCACCGCAAAUGUACCACGGCUGCCCAAACCCAGGAGAAUCCCUCAAAAGAUGAGGAAUCGACCAGUGAGAUUCGGGAUGGCUCGCAUCGCAAAUGUACCACGGCUGCCCAAACCCGGGAGAAUCCCUCAAAAGAUGAGGAAUCGACCAGUGAGAUUCGGGAUGGCUCGCACCGCAAAUGUACCACGGCUGCCCAAACCCUGGAAACUCCCCCAAAAGAGGAAGAAUCGAACUGCGCGAAUCGGGAUACCAUGCGCAGCGGUGUCAAAGUUGUGAGCUUUCGAGUCGCUAUUCGCGAUGGCCGUCGUCUGGCUAACCGGUACGAUCAGGACGACGCGCAAUUCGAGGCGCAUCUUGCCAAGCAGUUAAAAGUACUGCUCCAACACGGCGACAUCCUCAAACAACAUUGUGCUCUCAUCAACACCAACAUUGGGGCGACCAUCCAGCAGCUAUCCGGCGACCGACGUGAACUGGCCGAUUUCCCGAACCUAUAUGCGAAGAUGAAGGCGGACUGGAUCGCGGGUAAUACGACACUGUCAGACGGCUCGGCCCUGACCCCGCAGUAUCGCUUUUGUGUUUCCCCGUUGAAGUGCGAGUAUUGUGACGCUGGAGAGCCGCUCGUCCAGUUUGCGAACGGUUCUGACGGACAGAUGGAGCGAAACACAGCCGGCCAGAAGCCUGCCCAGGCCCCCGAGCCCGCCACGUCCAAGCCAACCGACGUUGCCGGCAAUGACACGUCAUUGGCGAAGCUCGCUAAAAUUGUGGAUUUGACCACGAAGCCGGACUGUGUUCGGUGUGGCGAGGCGGCAAAAGACGAUGCGUAUGGAGUGUCGGCGUGCGGCGAUUGCAAGCACGACUUCCGGAAUGCCCUCCGGUACAAGGAUGUGAAAGCCUGCCGCGGCAAAUGCACACCGGACGCGCCAUGCGCCUAUCACCGCCUUCAAGAGUUUAUCGGCCUGGGCUUCAAGCCUAAUAUGAUCCGCGGCCACGCCAACGAUCCGCAGCUC
Molecule: messenger RNA, 3003 nt
Organism: Mesorhabditis spiculigera
Lineage: Eukaryota; Metazoa; Nematoda; Chromadorea; Rhabditida; Rhabditidae
Source: the annotation of a GenBank genome assembly